Austrofundulus limnaeus is the source of this 1921-nucleotide messenger RNA. Its product is annotated as sialoadhesin. The record is from RefSeq and is a predicted model, not a curated record. Gene Ontology annotation, biological process: immune response; cell surface receptor signaling pathway. Gene Ontology annotation, cellular component: external side of plasma membrane. Lineage: Eukaryota; Metazoa; Chordata; Actinopteri; Cyprinodontiformes; Rivulidae. Gene Ontology annotation, molecular function: transmembrane signaling receptor activity.
UUCUCUCAGCAGGUCUGACUGUGAGUCCCAGCAGCUCUCAGUUUUUUAUUGGAGACUCUGUGUCUCUGAUGUGUGAGGAGGACCACAGCUCUGCUGGACGGACUCUGAGGAGAAACACAACCAGAGGAACCAGGACUCAGUGUGGAUCUGGAUGGGGAAAACCUGCUGGUUCCUCCUGUUAUAUCAACUAUGUCCUCUCUAAGGACAGUGGUGUGUACUGGUGUGAGUCCAGCUCUGCAGCAGUCAGUAACAGCAUCAACCUGACUGUCACUGGUGGAUCAGUGAUCCUGCAGAMUCCUGUCCUCCCUGUGAUGGAGGGACAUGAUGUCACUCUGAGCUGUCAAUCAAAGGACACACCCUCCAYSCUCCCAGCUGACUUCUUCAAAGAUGAUGUCUUCAUAGGGUCUGAUCCAACAGGAACCAUGAGUCUCCAGCAGGUCUCCAGGUCUGCUGAAGGUCUCUACAGGUGUCAGAUGGGUCCGAACUCUUCUCCACAGAGCUGGCUGCUCYUACACGGUACUGACCCGGUCACAGAACCACAGAUAUGGAUCKUUUACGGUUCUGACCCGGUGUCUCUGACUGUGACUCCGGACUCGUCUCAGCUGUUUGAAUAUGAAACCUUUAACCUGAGCUGUGUGGGGGGCAGCAGGUCUGAAGGYUGGCAGGUGAAGAGGUUCCCCACCUCUGGAGGGAAAGUAGAAACAUGUGGACAUCAGUGGGGACAUAAAAACAUCAGCUGCUCCCUGAGGACAGCCAAACCUGCAGACAGCGCCCUCUACUGGUGUGAGUCCAGGACCAGGCAGCGCAGCAACACCGUCCACAUCUCUGUCCACGACAGAGACAUGAUCCUGCAGAGUCCAGUCCUCCCAGUCAGGAGUGGAGACACGGUCACCCUGAGCUGUCGGACAAAGACAGAUCCCUCCAACAGCUCAGCUGCUUUCUUUAAAGAUGGCUCCCUGCUGAGGACUGAGCCUACAGGUCACAUGAGGCUCCAGCCUGUCUCCAUGUCUGAUGAAGGUCUCUACAGGUGUCAGAGGGACGGUCUUCAGUCUCCAGCCAGCUGGCUGUUUGUCWCACCUUCCAGCUCCUCAGACCAACACUCUGCUGCAGACCAGCUGAACCUGAUGUCCUACCUGCUGAAGGGCUACUCCUUCAUCCUCUUCACCGUCCUGCUGGUUUSCUCCUCACAGGUGUCCUCAGCUUCCAGGAGAAAACCUUCAUCCAGAGAGGAAGAGGAGGGAACUGAGGAUGAUGAGGCCAUGAAUGAUGUCACCACAGAGCAUCGCUUCUGACAGCAGCUCUUUGUGUCAUCGACAUUUGUUACAUCAAAGGAAAUAAACUGAUCAAAGUCAGACUGUUGGUUUACAGAGGAUUGUGUUUACUAGUUUAUAUUACAGUUUACAUCAUCCAACCAUCAUCCAACCAUCAUCCAACCAUCAUCCACCAUCAUCCAACCAUCAUCUAACCAUCAUUUGUUACAUCAAAGGAAAUAAACUGAUCAAAGUCAGACUGUUGGUUUACAGAGGAUUGUGUUUACUAGUUUAUAUUACAGUUUACAUCAUCCAACCAUCAUCCAACCAUCAUCCAACCAUCAUCUAACCAUCAUCAACCAUCAUCCAACCAUCAUUCAACCACCAUUUGUUACAUCAAAGGAAAUAAACUGAUCAAAGUCAGACAGUUGGUUUACAGAGGAUUGUGUUUACUAGUUUAUAUUACAGUUUACAUCAUCCAACCGUCAUCCAACCAUCAUCCAACCAUCAUCCAACCAUCAUCAACCAUCAUCCAACCAUCAUCCAACCAUCAUUUGUUACAUCAAAGGAAAUAAACUGAUCAAAGUCAGACAGUUGGUUUACAGAGGAUUGUGUUUACUAGUUUAUAUUACAGUUUACAUCAUCCAACCGUCAUCCAACCAUCAUCCAAC